Messenger RNA from Talaromyces rugulosus, 2337 nucleotides. RefSeq lists its product as uncharacterized. Gene Ontology annotation, cellular component: Ino80 complex. The transcript has 2 exons. The coding region runs from base 1 to 2337 and encodes 778 amino acids. NCBI's taxonomy places the organism in Eukaryota, Fungi, Ascomycota, Eurotiomycetes, Eurotiales, Trichocomaceae. The record is from RefSeq and is a predicted model, not a curated record.
AUGGCAGACAUCGAGACGGCUGCCGCCGCCGCAGUCGUCGACGACGACUCCUCCCUGAUGGCUGUUCCUGAUGCUCCUGAUGCUGCUGCUGGCGAUCGUCCUCUCUCCGAAGAAGCAGGCGACGACCAACCUGCCACCUCACACAGCACCGUAAGCGCCACCGUCGGCACGCGUCGACAAGCCAACGGUACAAUCGGAUCGGUAUACUCGGGCAACAAAAUCAAACACCUGAAAAAGGAAGAUGGAAUCCCGCUAUGGCGCAAGGACAUUCAGUAUCAGUUUCUGAAGCUGGUCUUUGAGGACAAGACGCCUGUGUUCACGCGCAAUUCGGACGGUGCCAAAAAACUCGAUUUCGCGGAUGUGUAUAUCGAUGCCAUGGCGCGGAGUAGUAAGACGAGUAAGAUUCUCAAGGAUAAGUUGCAGAAUGAUAAGCAGGCGGCUAUUAGUAUGGCUAUGAUUUGUUUGUUGGUGAAUUUUGGGAGGAUGAAUACUACAUUGAACUUUUUCCCCGAAAUGCGAGCGCAGCUGCGAACGUAUCAUUCGAUUCCGUCUUUACAAGCAGAGCAAGAUCCCAACGCAUACAAACAACUCCAGGACGCGCCCCGUCUCAAGUCAAUCCUGAAAGGCGCUUCGGAAGACAUGGACCAGCCGCCUACCAUCGAGAAGAUCAAAGACGGCUCGGUGCCGCGUACCAACCCGGUCCACCUCAUUUUCCUUCUGGCACAGUACGCGCCCAAGAUCUCCGAGACGCAUUUCUUUGCGCCUCGCGACUUUUUCGAUCUCGUCAUGCGCAGCACACUCAGCAGCAAAAGCAGGGCGAGGGCGUUUUUGUGGCUCAUGUGGUGGUACCUCGAAAGCGACUUCACCCGGGAGGCCGCCUUGAACAAUCCGUUUGGCGCUGGUCUGGAAGGAGAAGGUGCCGGCGGGCUUCCUAUCAAGGUGCCGGCAUUCGAGAGCUUGACCGAGGACCAGGCGAACGAGGAGAACAAAGAUAGUCCUGAGGAGAUCAAAUACGGAGAAGAAAAGCGCCUGGAGCGCAAGCGUAUUCUGGAAGAAGACGAGCCUCUGCCCAGAAUCACCAAACGGUCCAAAAAGCAAGAGUCGGGCUAUGACGAUGGUUUGAUUGGCUCUGCCAAUUCUACGCCACUGCAUCCGUCUACGCGUCGUAUUGUUGGGGUUGAUGAAGAGGAGGACUGGUCCACGCCAGGGUCCUCUGCUCGCCCUCGCUACAAGAAGCCUAAGCGGGAGUCGUCUCUCAACCGAUCCACAGGACAGCGUCUUGUUCUCAAGACGAGAAUGGAUCAGACUUCGGACGCGGCCUCGCCGGCGCCACCGGGUUCCAGCCAUCCUGUACUUAAUCAGUUUGUCAACGAUUCUGCAGUGCCGGCGCAUGGCCUACCUACUCGGCGGCCACGACCGCUUACCCAGCACCAGCUAGCUGUGGAGCAGAACCGCCGGCACCGCAUUGAAUACCUGCUAGCGCAACGGAAAACCGAAGUCUUCAAGGUGAUACGGAACCGUCGAGAGAGAGAACCGGCUAUUCUCCGCUACAAGCGGAUUCUUCAGGAUUUGCCUAAUACUAGAUCAAUCGAAGAGGAAGAUUUCUGGGGCAACGGGAACACGCAGGAAGACUAUGGAGAGGCCGCUCACUACUUCUUGUCAGUCAUUCGCAAGGCUUCUAGACGACUGGACCGCUGGGACUGGGAAAAGGCCAAUGGACCAACCAAAGACCGCAAAAAGGUACGCGAAGAGCGCCAAAGGGCAUACCAGAACGGAUCCGCCGCUGGACGCGCCAGCGGAGGACGUACUGGUGGACAGUCAUCUCGCUCGGCGCGACCGAGACCCCCUCGCCCUUCCAAACGCAAGACUAUUGCUGCUGCUCCCAGCACUCCUUCCAACAUGUCGAAAUCCGAGGGUCCGGCCGGUGUAUCUGGUAGCAAAAACGGCGACGCCGGUGCCAGCCAACAACCAAUGUCUGACGCUGUCACGCCCAUCAAAUCAGACCACCAGCGACCAUCAUCACCGUCCCUCCUCGCAGGCAUUAUCCCUACAGGCCGCAGUCUCGAUGCAGAUCUAGACGGAGACGAAACCCUCGACGACGCCGACAAGGACGGUCUUCUCAACGAAGGAAGCGGCCACGAAGACGACGACGACUCGGAACUGUCAUACGCAGAAGACGACCAUGACGACGAGGACGAGCUAGAGGAAGGCGAGGGUGAGGGCGAGGGAGAUGAUGGAUACGGUGAUUAUUCCACUUUUGAAGGUCGCAACGGGUACGAUAGCUACUCGGAAGCCGGGGAAGAUGAUGUCGAUGGGGAUGAUGUUAUGGAGGAGUAA